Aethalodelphis obliquidens (Pacific white-sided dolphin) is the source of this 2840-nucleotide messenger RNA. It is a transcript of the gene CSTF3, whose product is annotated as cleavage stimulation factor subunit 3. The coding region runs from base 167 to 2320 and encodes 717 amino acids. NCBI's taxonomy places the organism in Eukaryota, Metazoa, Chordata, Mammalia, Artiodactyla, Delphinidae. Gene Ontology annotation, biological process: mRNA 3'-end processing. The record is from RefSeq and is a predicted model, not a curated record. The transcript is spliced from 21 exons. Gene Ontology annotation, molecular function: protein binding; mRNA binding. Gene Ontology annotation, cellular component: nucleus.
GCAGCCAUUUUAAUUCAUAUCUGAGUGGGCGGUGGCGGUUCUUGUUGGCGGUCUGGCUCCGCAGGGCAGGGGGCAAUUUUAGUUGUUUGGGGGUGGUUUUUAGUUUAAUUUUUCUUUUGUAGCUUGGCAUCGCGGGCCAGUUCGCACGUUCUAGUCGUCUGAGGCCAUGUCAGGAGACGGAGCCACGGAGCAGGCAGCUGAGUAUGUCCCAGAGAAAGUGAAGAAAGCCGAAAAGAAAUUAGAAGAGAAUCCCUAUGACCUUGACGCUUGGAGCAUUCUCAUUCGAGAGGCACAGAAUCAACCUAUAGACAAAGCACGGAAGACUUAUGAACGCCUUGUUGCCCAGUUCCCCAGUUCUGGCAGAUUCUGGAAACUGUACAUUGAAGCAGAGAUUAAAGCUAAAAAUUAUGACAAGGUCGAAAAGCUAUUUCAGAGAUGCCUUAUGAAGGUUUUGCACAUUGACUUAUGGAAGUGUUAUCUUUCAUAUGUCCGAGAAACCAAGGGUAAACUACCAAGUUACAAAGAAAAAAUGGCUCAAGCAUAUGACUUUGCACUGGAUAAAAUUGGAAUGGAAAUUAUGUCUUAUCAGAUUUGGGUGGAUUACAUCAAUUUCUUAAAAGGCGUGGAAGCUGUUGGAUCUUAUGCAGAAAAUCAGAGAAUAACAGCUGUUCGAAGAGUUUAUCAACGAGGUUGUGUUAAUCCCAUGAUCAACAUUGAACAACUGUGGAGAGACUAUAACAAGUAUGAAGAGGGUAUCAAUAUUCAUUUAGCUAAAAAAAUGAUUGAAGAUCGGAGUAGGGAUUACAUGAAUGCUAGGCGGGUAGCAAAGGAAUAUGAGACAGUAAUGAAAGGUUUGGACCGCAAUGCUCCCUCAGUGCCUCCUCAGAAUACUCCUCAAGAAGCUCAGCAGGUAGAUAUGUGGAAGAAAUACAUACAGUGGGAAAAGAGCAACCCUCUUCGUACAGAAGAUCAGACUCUUAUAACUAAAAGAGUUAUGUUUGCUUAUGAACAGUGCCUGCUUGUGCUGGGCCAUCACCCUGAUAUUUGGUAUGAAGCUGCCCAGUAUCUUGAGCAGUCAAGUAAACUGUUAGCAGAGAAAGGGGAUAUGAAUAAUGCCAAAUUAUUUAGUGAUGAAGCUGCUAAUAUAUAUGAAAGAGCCAUAAGCACUUUAUUAAAGAAGAAUAUGCUUCUUUAUUUUGCAUAUGCAGAUUAUGAAGAGAGUCGCAUGAAGUAUGAGAAAGUUCACAGUAUAUAUAACAGACUUCUGGCAAUUGAGGAUAUUGACCCCACCUUGGUAUAUAUCCAAUAUAUGAAAUUUGCAAGAAGAGCAGAAGGUAUUAAAUCUGGAAGAAUGAUAUUUAAAAAAGCAAGAGAAGAUACCAGAACCCGCCACCAUGUCUAUGUUACUGCAGCACUCAUGGAGUAUUAUUGUAGUAAGGACAAAUCUGUUGCCUUUAAGAUUUUUGAGCUGGGGCUAAAGAAAUAUGGAGACAUUCCAGAAUAUGUCCUGGCCUAUAUUGACUAUCUUUCUCACCUCAAUGAGGACAAUAAUACUCGAGUUUUGUUUGAACGAGUUUUAACAUCUGGAAGUCUUCCACCUGAGAAGUCUGGAGAAAUCUGGGCCCGAUUUUUAGCUUUUGAAAGUAAUAUUGGUGAUCUAGCUAGUAUACUCAAAGUGGAGAAAAGACGGUUUACAGCAUUCAAAGAAGAGUAUGAAGGCAAAGAAACAGCUUUACUGGUAGAUAGAUACAAGUUCAUGGAUUUAUAUCCUUGCUCUGCAAGUGAACUAAAAGCGCUUGGGUAUAAGGAUGUCUCCCGUGCUAAGCUAGCAGCUAUAAUUCCAGACCCAGUUGUAGCUCCUUCUAUAGUGCCUGUUCUGAAAGAUGAAGUGGAUAGAAAACCAGAAUACCCUAAACCAGACACUCAGCAGAUGAUUCCAUUUCAGCCACGACAUUUAGCACCUCCGGGCUUACACCCUGUCCCUGGUGGAGUGUUCCCAGUACCACCUGCAGCAGUUGUUUUAAUGAAACUUCUCCCUCCUCCUAUUUGUUUCCAGGGUCCUUUUGUACAAGUGGAUGAACUGAUGGAAAUUUUCCGAAGAUGCAAGAUACCAAAUACAGUUGAAGAAGCUGUGAGGAUCAUUACUGGAGGAGCCCCAGAGCUAGCUGUAGAAGGCAAUGGCCCGGUGGAAAGUAAUGCAGUACUCACCAAGGCUGUCAAAAGGCCCAACGAAGAUUCAGACGAAGAUGAGGAAAAGGGAGCUGUCGUUCCCCCUGUUCAUGACAUUUACAGAGCAAGGCAGCAGAAGCGAAUUCGGUGAAGCAGGCACAGAACCUGCCUCAGAAAGAAAACUCCUAUCCAGGAUUCCUUUUGCCUCUUAAGUCAUAUGUUUAAAAGAGACAAUGCUUUGUUACAAAGUUCUUGGAAACAAAGUUGUAUUGUCAUUGGUGCCUCUAUUCAUAUGCUUCUUGAGAAAAACCAACCAACCUAUGUGAAUUUUAGGAUUUGGAACAGACCUAUGCUCUAAGAAAAAUUAAGUUUUCAAAAAUGUGAGAAGAGUACAAAGUGGCAGAACCACAUUUUGUUCCCGCUUCAAGGGUGUCUUGUAUGUACCACUUGAAGACUUGUGGGUUUUCAACAGUUUUAUUUUAAAAACUGGAUGGUUUAUGAUUGUAAAGCAUUUUAUCACAUUUUCUGAAAACAACAGCUGUUCUUGGUUUGCUUAUGUAGAGUCCUGCCUUAUUGUUUGUUUUAUUUAUGGCAGAAUGUACGGAAUCGGUUUUGUAGUUUAAAAUUUUAAAAAACAAUCCUUUAGAAAAUAAAAGGAUCUCAAAAAGUCA